Molecule: messenger RNA, 2213 nt
Organism: Episyrphus balteatus (marmalade hoverfly)
Lineage: Eukaryota; Metazoa; Arthropoda; Insecta; Diptera; Syrphidae
Product: transmembrane protein 198
Exons: 6
Coding region: 530-1585 (351 amino acids)
Cellular component (GO): plasma membrane
Source: RefSeq, a predicted model, not a curated record
UUCUGAAAAGAUAAAAUUUAGGGUGAAAAAUUUGCGGGAGUUCACCCAAGACCCACAAUGAAUGUGUUCCUUUGUUUGUUGUUUGACCAAGCACAUGGUGUGCAUGAACAUUCUAAUUACUUUCAUUCCGAUGAAUGCUGAUGCCUCUUUAAAAAAAAAAAUAUCCUUUAAUAUAAAAACAAAACAACAGCAAGAAAAAAAAUUAAAAUAUAAAUAAAGUCGGUAAACAAAAGAAAAUGAGGAUUGAAAAAUCAAUAAGCGAAUUUGAUAUCUCACCAACAAAAACGGGUGUGAGGACUUUUUGUGCGUCUGGGACAAUGCAGCGUAAGGACAAUGCAAAUAAUUAGCUGUUCGAGAUAUACAUUUCAAUUCGGAACAACAAAAACAACAAUGAAUGACACAUAGUGUGUGCGUGUGUGUGUGGUUUCAUAUAAAUAACAAUAAAAUACCUUUUAAUACCUAUACUUAAGUUUAAAAUUAAAGAAUUAAAAAUUUAAAAAAAAAUAUACAACAAAAACACUCUAGCAAAAUGCACUCCAAGGAUAGUGACGAAAAUGGUAGUGAGACGGAGAUACCUGUACUAGAUUGGCCAUUUCUUAUAAAGGGAAUAAUGGAUAAUCCAUCCUGUGCAACUCCUGCCCCAGAUACAAUAUCUGCCCUUUUAUGGACAAUCACAGCUGUUUUUGGAAUUGUUUAUGCACUAUUAGGCUAUCGAUGUCUUCGAGCUGUUGGAUUUUUGAGUGGUUUGCUUGUUGGUGCCAAUGGUAUAUUCAUUUUGCAAGAUUUGAAAAUUACACUCCUGGGAAGCCCAGCAGAUUCAGCUCUUGCAAUUGUAGCUGGUUUAAUUGGAGCCGUUUUAGGUUCCGCUCACCCUAUAGCAUCGGCAUUAGUUAGUGCUUUCGCUGGAGCACUUUUAGCAGCUGUUGCUAUGGCGGUUUGUGUAGCAACAAUGCCAGAUAAUGAGUUUGGGCCAAGAGAAAUCUAUGUUGCUGUCGUUGGUGGAGCUGUAAUUUUCUCGGUUUUAACACUCUGUUGUGUAAAAUACAUAACAAUAUUAGCAUCUAGUAUAGUUGGUACUGCAAUGAUUGUGGCUUCCAUUGACUUUUUCAUGCAUGGACUUGACACUGCAAACUGGAUUUUAAACAUGAAACCAAAUCCUGCCCCACCUCCUUGUUUUGGUGGAAUUCUUAUAUGUACUUGGCCAGUUGCAGCCAUUAUAAGUGUAAUGGUACAAUGUUUCAUUACUGGAUGGCGUGUUGAUCAUCGCAAACGGAUUUACCAUAGACAUCCUCAGGACAUACGUUGUCGAUCUACUUCCAGGCCUAGAGAAACACGAGAAGAAGCUCGCCAGCGAAAGUAUCGAUAUCUUUAUCAAGUUAGAACAGCUAGAGGUGACAUUAUUUCACAAAAUUUCGUAUCAGCCCUCCAAAAACGUGUACAGCCUGGCACUGAAACUCCAUCGGAAAGGUCUUUAAAAACAAGCUCAAACGAACGCAACACCUUUAGAAGUGAUCGCACCCAUUUUACAACUAUUCCUGACUCAGAUAUAUGUGAUAAGAUCGAGAUUGUACGCGAUCAAGGAUAAUAUUGGCCACUAAACUAAUCGCACCCAAUGACGCCCAGUACGGUCAGUACAAAAGAGAAAAAAUAAAAUGUAAAUGCAUCAAAAAAAUAUAGAAAUUGAAUUGAAAUCAAUUUAGCAUACAGCGUUUCGCUUCAUUCCAUAUUUAUUUUUUUAAUAAAACAAAUAAAAAAUAAUUACCAAAAAAAAAAAUAACAAAAUAAAAUAAAAUAAAACUUGUAGGAAUAACGAAAAAGUUUAAUGCACAUGUUGUAAACAUUGCCGAUAAUAAAAAAAAAUAAAAAAAAACACCCAAUGGAAACAUAAAAUUAAAUAUACGAGCAUGUACCAUAAUAAGGUCCAAAGCUAUCAGCAUUAUUAUUAUAAUGAAAUGAAACCAAAAAACAAUGACGGUAAAUUUAUGUAUAAUUAUUAUGUAUUAUUAUUAUUAUUAAUGUUAAAUAAAUAAUUUAUUUAAAAAAAUUCGAAUUUAAAAAGUUAAACCGACCACUAAGUUGACAAAUUAUGUCGUAAAUUAAUGUACCUACUUAUGUAUUCCUUUAAUUUUUGCCAAAACGAAAACAAAAGUGAGAAAACAUUAAAAAAAAUUGUCAUUGAAAUUGCUUGUUAAAAGCUCUCAUUACUAAGAAAA